CACGUCUCGUUAAAUUACAACGAUCGAAACAAUCUCCCGCAGUUCUCGUCCCUGGAUCGUGAGAAGUCAAACGUACGGAGAUGAAAAUAAUUAUCGGAAUUAAUCUCACCUGUGUUGCACUGUUGGUAUUCGGAGCUGAUGAAUUUUGUGAAAUUAACGAGCAUGGAUUCAAAAUUUGUGAGAAGUCCAACGUUAUCACGCACAUCAAUAACACCAAGGGCCUAGAAUUCUGUACUCUGCAUCUGGAGAAUAAUACCACAAUCUCUUCAAAUGUCUUCAAGAACUCCAAUAUCACGGAACUCUGGUUGAUUCUACCUGAGACCAGUUCUCCAAACCUAUUGUCACUCCACGCAGAUGCUUUCGUGGGUUUAGAAAACUUGAAUACUCUGCGAAUCCUUGACGCGAACAUCUCUUACACCGGAAACCCUUGGAUCCAACUAAAGAAUCUCCAAAAUCUGAGAUGCAUAAGCUGUGGAUUUACUAAAAUACCAACUGAAAUCUUGUCAUCAUUACCAAACCUCAAGGAGCUGGAACUCGCUGGAAAUGGAAUAAAAACAGUUCAUCGAAAUAGUUUUGCUAGGUUAAAGAACUUGACAGCUCUCACGUUAGAGAGAAAUGGACGAAUGAAUCUUGAAUCAGGAUGUUUCACUGGUCUCGAUGAACUGCUAGUCCUGGAUUUGUCUCACAAUUCUUUUGAUCUCCUACCAGGUGCAUUCGAUGGAUUGAAACAGCUGAAGGUUCUUUUCAUGUAUGGAAUUACUGAGAGUAAUAUGACACUGCCUAAUACAUUUCGUGGAAUGCCAGCCCUCACUCGUUUGGAAUUAGCAAAUGGCGACCUGGAGACACUAGGUCCUGGGAUGUUUGAUGAUCUCUCGGAUAUUCGGACCCUCAGAGUCAACCGCAAUAAGCUGCAUCACAUCCCGAAGGGUGUGUUUAAUAAGCUCAAGUCAUUGAAGCAUCUCUCUCUAGUCGAUAAUAAUAUUACGACUGUAGAAACUGGUGCAUUCGACGGUUUGGACCUUCAAACACUAGAUUUAACAUCCAACAAAGCCCUCGGAGUCGUUGCUACUGGAACAUUCAGUGGCUUGAGUGUCGGAUUUUUGAGUCUUGAUUCUUGUAACAUCACGGAGAUCAAGCCUCAAGCUUUCAAGGGAUUGAAUGCUGGGGCUUUGGAUUUAGGACAUAAUCAACUGACGAAAAUCGGAGUUGAGGACUUCUCUGGACUUCAGACUGGAAUGUUAUAUCUGAGCUUCAAUAACAUUUCCGAAAUCAUGCCAGAUGCAUUCAAAAAUACCAAAGUACAAGUAAUUAGAAUAGAUGAUGAGUUUGUAGAAAAUCUGAGGAGAGGGGAUUGGGGUCUUCCGGAAUCAGUGGAAAUCUUCGAACGUAACGUGGAAAUUCUUAAUGGAGAACUUAGUGAAAAAGGUCGAAAGAUUUUCGAGUUCGAUGUGAAGAAAAUCAAUUGCAAGUCUUGGCUCAAAGAUCAUAUACUGGGGAUAAGAAAGCAUCUGUUGAAAGAAGACUUGGAUAAUUUAGACGAAGCGAUAGCAAAGAUGCAGAAAGUCAAGAGUUCUUCAGUUGUCGGAAGUCUUCAGUGGAGAUCAGACUCGUUCUAUCAAGCAGCAAUUUCCACCACGAUGAAACGACUUAUUGAAAUAAUUUUCGUUUUCUUCAUAUCAGCAGUGAUCGCUGAAGAUGAAACCUGUCAAAAAGCGGAUUGGGGCUACAAAACAUGUAAGAAAUCUAAUACAAUUACUCGUGUUAGUACCGAAGACUCAUUAUUCAACAGUUAUUUUACCAUGCAAUUACCUGAUGACACGAUUAUCAGCGAAAAUGUCUUCAGUGCUCCAAAACUUCAAGUACUUCGCAUACACUUACCGUACGUUAACAGAGAGAACAGAUCUUCAGCUAGCUCGCUAUCAUUAUUUCGGGAUUCAUUCACUGGUUUGCCAAACCUGACAACUCUGGACAUCAAAAACGCCAACAUCAACUUCAACGGUGCCAAUCCCUUUAGUCCACUUGAAUCAUUGACGAAUUUGGAAAUAAGCAAAGGUAAUUUCACCGAAGUACCUACCAAAAUACUGGAAUCUCUCCCAAAACUUACUAAACUGUCGCUGAGAAAUAAUAAAAUAAGUGCAAUUCGUGCUCAUGAUCUUGCACCGUUGACGCAUUUGGAGGAUUUGGAUCUGAGCUGGAAUGAAAUAACUCAUGUUGAACCAGGUUCUUUUGAGAGACUUAAAGCAUUGAGAGUUUUGAGUUUAUCUACUAACGCUUUCCCAGCAGUUUCUGGAAUAUUCAAGGGUCUGACGUUGCUGAAGAAACUCCGCAUAUCUAGAUGUUUUGAUCAUAACGGAUUUCAGUCCUUCGUCCUUCAAGAUGUACCAAACCUAGAUGAACUUCAAGUAGCUUUCAAUAAUAUAACAGUAUUCCAGCCCGGAAUGUUUAAUGCUGUCUUUAGACUCCGUGAGCUGUCAUUGUAUGGUAAUGAGAUUCGAGAAGUUCCUGCAGGAGUGUUCGAACAGCUGAGAUCCCUAAAGGAAAUUUCUCUCGUCGAGAAUGAAAUUGAAACGAUAACACCAGGUGCAUUUGGUACUUUGAACCUUGAUGACUUGAUCAUCUCUCAUAAUCGUCCAUUGAAAACCAUUUUGACUGAUACAUUCAAGGGUCUUACUGUUCGCCGGAUGACAUUGGCUAAAAAUGGUAUAUCUGAACUGAAACCAAGAGCUUUCAAUCUUUUGCACGUUACCAAUAUGAUAGAUCUGACUGAGAAUAAUAUAAAUACAGUUGGGACCGAGGACUUUUCUGGACUCAAGACUAAGGACUUGGAUUUGAGCCAGAACAAUCUCACUGCAAUCUCGCCUGAUGCAUUCAAAAAUACGGAACUCCAACGACUUGGACUCUUCGGUGAUUCUGUCAUGAUCACUGACAAAGCGAAAGUCGGCCUCGAAGAAUCGGUAGUAAUUAUGAGAUAAUUCCACGAAUAAGCCCUUGUACUCGCUAUGGAAUGUAUUUUGUAUGAUGUUCGGAACUUGUGAUAAAAAUACGAACGAGUGUAAUGUACUCAUUUUUUUGAAUGAACAAAUAUUCAUGGGAAUCUAUUAAAUUGCCGCUAAUUUCCAAUUUAA
This is a messenger RNA of Fopius arisanus, 3125 nucleotides long. Its product is annotated as slit homolog 1 protein. NCBI's taxonomy places the organism in Eukaryota, Metazoa, Arthropoda, Insecta, Hymenoptera, Braconidae. The record is from RefSeq and is a predicted model, not a curated record. The coding region runs from base 81 to 2972 and encodes 963 amino acids. The transcript has 3 exons. Gene Ontology annotation, molecular function: protein binding.